Molecule: messenger RNA, 3135 nt
Organism: Closterium sp. NIES-67
Lineage: Eukaryota; Viridiplantae; Streptophyta; Zygnematophyceae; Desmidiales; Closteriaceae
Source: the annotation of a GenBank genome assembly
CAGGGACCUCGAUGCUUGCUUUCCAUGUCGGAAUGGAAACGUUCGAAGAGGCCAGUCGGUCUCGAGCGUCCCUUGUCCACGGCAAAAGCGGUUGCAAUUGCGAUUGCGACAUGAUCGCUGACCCAGAAAAAGUCGACUGCGUCGCCGCGGAAUGGCUUCGCAUCCACGCGGAUCGUCACGUCGAGAUCCAGCAGCUCCGAGUAAUUUCAGGCUGUUCGAUUUCAAGGCCGCCUGGAUGGGAUCCUUGAGAAAUCGAGCAAAUACUACCUUCGAUGGAAACCGCCAUGGAUAUCCCUUUGGUAGAAGCGGCAUCUCUCUAGUUUCGGAGUCUGGAGUUUCCACGUCGGUUUCGGUCGCCUCUUCGCUUUCCAGAUUAGCGGUCUCUCGCACCUCGGGCUCCUCCGCCGCGUUUCUCGGUGCCAGCUUCGGCAGCAGCGCCACUGAUGAUGCUUCGGCCGAUCCGAUUGACCCUCCGUGCAGGCAGCAGCAGCAGCGGCAGCAGCAGCAGCAGCAGCAGCAGCAGCACCACCACCACCACCACCACUCCCGUCGCCGAUCUCUCACGAUCUUGCAUCUCGACGACUCAGGGUCGAAAUCGGACGGCCAUUCGUUAAACUCUACAUCACGAAGCGCUUCUUUCUCUCUACGGUCGAAUCGCAGGUCCUUCACCGUCUCCUCGCAACCCCCGCAUCAUCCGCCGAUUCUUGAGAAGUCCUUCGAAUCCUUGGAUUCCCCGCAUCUUCCGCCGCCGAACGCGCAUGAGAAGAUGAAGGCUAGGCGGAGUUUCAGUUACGGGUCGCAGGAGCGGAGAAGCAGAAGCAGCCUGGACGACUCGGAAGCGCACGUUCAGGAGGCUCAUUCUGGGGGGAGAUGCUCUUGCGGGAUGAGAACCCUAGAGUUCGGGCCCGACUCGGAACAUCUGUGCUCUCAGCCCAGCCUCGAGCGCGGCAGCAGCGCCAGUUCCGCCGCCACUCCCGCUUCCCCCUCCUUCUUCUCCCCCGCCGACGCCAAGAGGCGCCUCUCCGCGCAGUUCGGCGCAGGCAUGUGGGGGGAGGGCGGGAGUUACGGGCAGCUUGGCGCCAGCGUGUGGGGGGGAGGCGGGGCUUACUCCGCGCUGGAUCCGUCCCCUGGGCGGAACUGGGUGGGCGACGCAGCAGCGGGCGCUGGGGUCUCCGGGCGGCGCUCCUCCAUCUCCUCGUAUUUCCAGACGCUCUUUCGGGUCGGCGAAGGUGGCGAAAUUGGCGAAGCUGAAAGCGAUUUCGCGGAGGCGGGCAACUACUGCUGCGAAACCGGCUUCUCUGACACUCCGUACCCGGCCGCCGCAGCGCGUCGUUCUACCUCCUCCUCGUCUUGCCAUGUCGCGUCCUCCUUCCGCCGAAGCCCCUCCUUCUUCUCCCCCUCGCGCCCCCACCUUCCCCCCUUCCCCCUCUCCGCCUAUCCCCCCAGCACCCUCUUCCGCUUCUCCCGCAACACGCGCCUCUCUGAAUCCGCCGCCUGCCUCCCUGCCGCCUCUCCCGCUGCUUUUCCCCCCGCUUCGCCUUCCGCUUCUCCCUCCGCCUCUCCCCACACCCAUCUCGCCGCUUCUGCGUCCCGCGCAGCGCCGGUAGACCCAUGGCAAGCCGCGAGGCUGUCUGGGCGGCCAGACACCGUGACGCCGGGAAGAGGGCCUGCUUACUCCGGCAGGAUGGAUCCUCCUGGGGAUUCUCCUGGGGAUUCUUCUGGGGAUCGUCCCGGGGAUUCUCCACAGGUGAUUUCUCCUUGGGUGGUUCUCCCUGCUCCUGCCACAGGCGCAGCCACAGCGCCUGUGCUUCCGUGGGGGCGAGGGAGACGGGGAGACGAGGAGGCAGGGAGUGAGGGGCUGAUAACAUGGGCGGCGAGGCCAGGGGACAAGGUCUCAGGGAGUGCGGACUCAGGUGUGCAAUCAGGUGUAUGUUCAGGAGCUGCCGCAGCAACAGAUGAAACGUCAGGGAACAGCAGUCUAGAGGUGUCAUUCGGAAACAUGUCCCUGGAUUCAGGUCAAUCGGUAUCCUCAGAAUGCUCGGUUGCUGCUGCGUGCAAAGCUGGGUCAGAAUACCCUGCUGCUGCCAGGGGGCAAGCACGGGCAGCAUUGCAACCCACGUGGCAAGCAGCGGUGGCAGCGCACACCUCGUCGCCUGAUAGGGAAAAUAGCUGCUUGAAUGUUCAAGAGUCCACCUCUUGUUCUUUGGCUGCUGGCCGCAGCCGCUCAGCAAAUCUCCACAACAACACCGCGCUCUGGGAGGCGAACUGCAAGGCUCAGACUGACCCUGCCAGGGCUGCUUUUUUCCCCCGCCAACUUUCUAGAAGGCUUCACAGGCUGCUGGGAUGCUGGGCUGGCACACAGGGUGGGAGAGAGCGUAGCAGAGAGGGCGGCCGCGAGGGCAGUGCAGAAGGCAUCCAAACAGGAAGCAGAGAGAGCCGGAGGUGGUGUGUGAGCUGGAGGGAUGGUGGAGGGGAUGGUGGAGGGGAUGGCGGAGGGGAUGGCGUGGCACAGAAUGCGUGCUUUGGGUACCCAUUCAGUGGAGUUAGAGUGGGAGAAGAGAGGGAAGGGUUCUGUCGGGAUAUCUGGCCAGGGGGGAAAGUGGGCUGUGGGAAUGACAAUAUGGGUGGUAAGACCGAUUUUGACGGUGAUUGUGGAGAAGUGUAUGUUGCAAGGAGGAAGGGUAGUUUGAGCAAGUGGUGGUGAGAACAAGUCGUGUUGGUGACUUCAGGUUUGCUUCCUAUCUGUUGGAAAUAUCUCAAAGGACUUAAGCGUUUCUGAAGUAUAACACUACACUCGAGGAAGAUCGCAACGGGUACGCGAGUCUACGGAGGUUACACGAAGGGGCGGACAAAGAACGCGAAGGGACUCGGAGGUUACACUAUCCCUUUCUGUAAGGAAUUUUAUUCCUUACCGGGUUGUACUGCAAUCGCGUACACCCGAACUCUCGGAACACCAGGCUCGGUCAGUUUCCAACGCGACCCCGAGGCACGCCCGCACCGCCUCCGAACCUUUCGACCGCGCCUGUACCCAACCUAGCCUUCCGGGCUCGUCGCCUAGCUAGAGCUCUCGCUAUAUAAUGCUAGGCUCCCAUUCUUGUACUCGUCAUUAUUAUUCGGCGCACUCUCAGUUAUUAU